Bufo bufo (common toad) is the source of this 951-nucleotide messenger RNA. RefSeq names its product olfactory receptor 5B12-like. Lineage: Eukaryota; Metazoa; Chordata; Amphibia; Anura; Bufonidae. Gene Ontology annotation, molecular function: G protein-coupled receptor activity; odorant binding; olfactory receptor activity. The coding region runs from base 1 to 951 and encodes 316 amino acids. The transcript has a single exon. Gene Ontology annotation, biological process: G protein-coupled receptor signaling pathway; sensory perception of smell. The record is from RefSeq and is a predicted model, not a curated record. Gene Ontology annotation, cellular component: membrane.
AUGAACAAGACUCAGGCAACCAAGUUUGUAUUCUCCGGACUUACUGAUGAUGAGAAACUUGUCCCUUUCCUCUACGCUUUCUUUCUACAAGUUUACAUCAUAACUGUGGUUGGUAAUGUUGGUAUAAUGGUCAUUGUCCAUGAGACAUCCACCUUCCACACUCCCAUGUAUUACUUUCUCAGCUACCUCUCCUUAGUGGACCUCUUCUACUCCUCAGCUGUAACUCCUAAGAUGUUAUCUGACCUGAUCUCUGGAAAGAAAGUCAUCACAUUUCAUGGUUGUGCACUCCAGUUCUUUGUCUUUGCCACUCUUGCGGGUACAGAAGUUGUUCUCCUCUCAAAUAUGUCCUAUGACCGCUAUGCUGCCAUCUGUCAACCUCUACAUUAUGUGUCCAUAAUGACCAAGAAGAAAUGCUCUAAUCUGGUCGCCCUUGCAUUUUCUCUUGGUGUCUUGCAGUCAACAGCUCAGACCAGCUGUGUAUUCAGCCUCCAAUACUGUGCCUCAAAUCUCAUCGACCACUUCUACUGUGACAUCCCACCGCUGCUCAAACUUUCCUGCUCCGACACCUUCGCCUGUAAUAUGGUCACUGUGUUCCUCAUAGGAUCUUAUAGUGUGUGUUCAUUGACCACCAUCCUGGUUUCCUACAUCUUCAUCUUUUUUUCUAUUUUACAGAUCAGGUCGGCUAAGGGCAGACAGAAAGCAUUUAGCACCUGCUCCUCACAUCUUAUUUGUUCCUCCAUCUUCUAUGUAUCUGUGUUCCUUGCCUAUGUUCGUCCUCCUUCAGAUACCUUUAAAAGGGAAGACAAGGUGAUUUCCAUUUUUUAUUCAGUGAUUACCCCAAUGCUGAAUCCACUCAUAUAUAGCCUGAGAAACCAAGAGGUGAAGAAGGUCAUUAUUAGAGCAGUACACAGCUUAAGUCAUGGCAAAAGAAGACAGUUGGCCAUGAAGUAG